AUGGCUCACGGACCUUUCUCUAUAUCAGAGUUGGCCACACCGGCAGUCUCCACAUUGAUCGGCUUUCUCGCGUACAGCUCCCAGUACUUUUUUCUGCGGUUUGAGGCAAUACCAUUCCGGAAAAAUGAAAUUUGGACAGUCAACAUCUUUGCUACAUGCAUCUGGAUAUGCUACUAUCGAACAUGUACUGUAGACCCAGGACGAGUCCCUAAAGACUGGGAACCGGCAGACCGUAAGCAACUGGAAGCUGACCGCGUGAGUGGACGGCAACGAUGGUGUCGUAGAUGCGAAGCCUACAAGCCACCACGCGCUCACCAUUGCAGAACAUGCCAGAGAUGUGUUCCCAAAAUGGACCAUCACUGUCCCUGGACAAGAAACUGCGUCUCUCACUCGACGUUCCCACACUUUAUUCGGUUUCUAUUUUAUGCGGUGACUGGAAUGUCAUAUUUGGAGUCGCUCUUGUUGGAAAGGGCGUCGCUAAUCUGGAGGCACAGAGACCUGCCUAGCUACCUAGGCCCAAGUUUAUUCCAAAUGGCCCAUAUUCUCAUUUUAUUUGUGAUAAAUAGCUUGACCGUUUUUGCCCUUUUCAUUCUUUUGGCGAGGAGUCUUUGGACCCUUGGUUCGAAUGUCACCACCAUCGAAUCUUGGGAGAUUGAGAGACACAAAACUCUGCUUCGAAGAGCAAGAUAUUUCGGGGGGUACUUGGAAGGCCCGGGAGGUAUCAAAAUACGAAUCAAGAAGCAGGAAUUUCCGUACGACAUUGGGAUCCUGGCAAACAUCAAGGCGGGUAUGGGUGGAAGUAUAAAUAUCUUGAGCUGGUUUUGGCCACUUGCACAAACCCCUAGCCCUCAGUCAGGCUUGGAUUUUGAAGUGAAUGGGUUCGAAGAAUCAAAUGUGUCAUGGCCCCCGCCAGAUCCGGAUCGCAUUCCGCUGCCGGCUAAAUCAUUCAGAAACGAUGAUGCAUUUACGGACCCCCAGACUUAUAGCUCCGCCUAUGAACAAGUGGAGGCAUUCAACCGUCGCAAGGCCGAAGACUUGAAGCGUCAAAAAGCUGGAAUGGAAGUCCAGCGUCGAAAACGGUUUGGAAAACGACUUAAGGAGGAGAACAAUAGGGACAGUGACUCGGAGGGAACGGAUCCUCGCAGUGAUAACGAAUCCGAUGAUGGCGAAGAGGGAUGGAAGAACUCAGAGGGAGAGCGCCUACGCGACUUUGGGGUGGAUGAGGAUAUCGAGUUCUAUGAUGAGGAAGAUAUACCUCUUGGCAUUCUCAUGCAACAGCGCAGCAAGCGUCAAUGA
This is a messenger RNA of Aspergillus wentii DTO 134E9, 1296 nucleotides long. RefSeq names its product putative palmitoyltransferase with autoacylation activity Pfa4 (gene pfa4). Gene Ontology annotation, biological process: peptidyl-L-cysteine S-palmitoylation; protein targeting to membrane. Gene Ontology annotation, cellular component: endoplasmic reticulum membrane; Golgi apparatus; endoplasmic reticulum. The transcript has 5 exons. The record is from RefSeq and is a predicted model, not a curated record. Gene Ontology annotation, molecular function: protein-cysteine S-palmitoyltransferase activity. The coding region runs from base 1 to 1296 and encodes 431 amino acids. Lineage: Eukaryota; Fungi; Ascomycota; Eurotiomycetes; Eurotiales; Aspergillaceae.